GAGAAUAAACAGCCAACGCUAUAAAGAGAGAGCAUUGAACGGGACCACCUUUAGGCUACAUGUCAGCAUUUGCGGCGUGGACUCAAAUACAACGUGAAGUCAAACUUUCUGUGGACGGUGUUUUUGUUGUUACUUUAAGGAGUUCAUACGUCAGAUAGGCCCUACGUGGUGUCCUCGUUUGAAAACACAAAACGUGGAAACUUUCCUAAUAACCCGCUAUGAGGAGCUCACUGAGGACAGUUUGCUGUUCUCCAUCCCAUUGAAGGCUUCUGUAACAGCAGGUGUAUUUCGGAUAGUCUACUCUGUGAAGGUAUCUGAGGCGUCAGCAUGCCAGCCCCCCCUCCUCCUCCUCCUCCUCCUCCUCCUCCACCUCCUCCUCCUCCAAUGGCUCCACCUCCUCCUCCUCCUCCACCCAGCGCUGCCCUGCCACAGUGUCCGUCUGAGCCUCUGAAGCUCCAGUCUGGUGGAGGAGGAGGAGGAGGAGGAGGAGGUGGGAGGAAUGCCCUGCUGGCCGACAUCGAGAAAGGAGCCCGUCUCAGGAAAGUCACACAGGUCAACGACCGCAGUGCUCCUGCUGUCGACAAACCCAAAACCAGUCCUGAAGAUGUAUCCAACAGUGUUGGUGCUUCAUCAGGAGGAAUGGCGCCAAUGGGACCACCUUUGGGUGGGCUCUUUGCCAGAGGGUUCCCCACUCUUAGACCUAUAGGACAGAGAGACCAAUCUGGAAAGACUCCAGUUUCACGCUCAAGCUCCUCUGCCUCCCUGAAGCCCAUGUGGAACCCCCCCUCAGCUGCAGACUCCAGCAGUGUCUCUGAGCCUAACAGGACUUUAGAGCUCCGAAGCUCCGCCCACCACCCGCUCGCUUCUUCAUCCUCUGCUCCUCCCUCCCCCUCCCAUGGCAGCAAGCAUCCACCUCCUUUCUACGCUUCCUCGCCUCCUCCGCCUCCACCCACCCCUCCUUCUGCUCCUCCUCCGCCUCCUCCACCUCCAGCCUUCCAGGAACGUCCAGCCAACAAGCAUCCUCCUAUACCCACCUGCCCUCCUCCUCCACCUCCGUCCCAUGUCUCCAAGCCCACCUGGCUCCCCAUCCAACACUCCCACCACACCUCCAUCUCCCAGCCCUCUACCCCCCCUCCUCCCCCACCACCUUACCAGUCCCCCUCUGCAGUGCCAGGUGACCGCUCCUCGGGGUGUUUCCACCCUCCGCCCCCCUCUCCGCUCCACUCUGAACCGUCCAGAUUCCCCAUCCUGCGGGACAGUCCACUGGGUCCUCCGCCACCUCCUCCUCCACCGCUCCCUGUUUCUUUUACCCCCAGCUGCCCAUCUACCCUCCCCCCUCCACCACCCAAGGUGCCACCCGUGCCCUCCCCAACUAUGCGCUCUCUGCCUCCAUCAUACCCUUGCAACGCCCCCACCAGACGACCGCCUGCUGUGCCCAGGGGUGCAGGUGUGGGUCGGCUGGCUCCACCUCCAGCUCCCCCUGCACGCUCCCCCUCUACCGAGCUGUCCAGCCGCAUUCCUCCCCCUCCACCACCUCCUCCUAUGCCCCCAUCGAGCCUCAGGAAUGGACACCUGCACAGCCUGGAUGAUUUUGAAUCCAAGUUCCAGUUCCACCCUGUAGAGGAUUUACCCCCGCCCGAUGAAUUCAAGCCUUUCCCUCGGAUCUACCCCAGCAAAGAAAACAGAGUGAAUGUCAAACCACCUGGGAUGAGGACACACCUCAGAUGAGUCACACUCAUCUUCAUCCCCAAACACAUAUCAGCAGCUAGACUCCGUCCUCCUCCUCCUCUUCCUCCUCCUUGUGAGAGUUAACAGGACAGCAGUGGACUCAUUUGGACGCAAGCGCUCCCUGUGUGUGCAUUGUUUGUGUUUUGUGUAUUUGUGUGUAUAUGUGUGUAUAUGUGAGUGUCAAACAGGGUCCCGCCUUAUUCUGACUAUGUGACCUCUGACUUUUUCCAGUGUGGAAUGUUUUGAAUGUGUGUGAGGAGGAGGGCUCUCCCUGCUCGUACUCAUAUACACGCACACACAUGGGACAGUGUCCUCCAGCAGCUAUAUUUAACAUGACUCUUCACACCGUUGGUUAGCAUGACAGUAUCUACAUACAGAGGAGAAACAUGAAUUUCAUCUCUGAGAUUUUUGUCAAAGAUGUCAUGAGCUUUUAGUUUGUGAAGUCCCACUUUUAAAGUAAGUAAAAAUUGUAGAAGGACUUCCCUAUGUACUUGUAUAGAAAUGUGGCCCAAUCAUUUUUUCCAAAGGCUUUUUCAAAAUGUUUGAGUGAGACAAUCCUUUCAAAAUGUCAUCAGUUUUCCUUUGUGUAAACCACAUCACCUAAAUCUACUCUGUUACCAAGAUGAGUUGUAAGCUAAGUAAAUGUCAUUUAGAGUUAUUGCAAAAACAAAAAUGGCUGGUGAAUCUUGUCACUUGUGGUCCAGGAUAUGUUAACCCUAGCAUAACCAUGAAGCUUUAUAAAUCCAUGUAUAGAAUUUGGUGCUUUUUGUGUUUAUGCGAUAGUUGUUUUUGACAAAUUUACAAAUGAAUCUAUUUGUAAACAAGGAGCUACACUGACUUAAGAUAAUGAUAAUGCAUCUGUUCAAAGUAACACUGAGGUGUUGUCUUCUAUGAAUAGAUAAUGGCAUGAGGUGUACUGUUUCCUUUCUCCCUGUGUAUUAACCAAGACUAACACAUGAAAAGACAGUGCCACCUGCUGGUUCAACGUGUAAAGAACAUGUGACCACUAAAUAAACCACAGUAUUUUCUGUAAAAAAAAAAAAAA
Labrus mixtus (cuckoo wrasse) is the source of this 2773-nucleotide messenger RNA. It is a transcript of the gene wipf3, whose product is annotated as WAS/WASL interacting protein family member 3. NCBI's taxonomy places the organism in Eukaryota, Metazoa, Chordata, Actinopteri, Labriformes, Labridae. Bases 328 to 1728 code for a protein of 466 amino acids. The record is from RefSeq and is a predicted model, not a curated record. Gene Ontology annotation, molecular function: actin binding. The transcript is spliced from 8 exons.